CGACCGCUGACGACCACGACGCGGGCAGGCCGUGCCGCCGUUCUUUUUUCUUAUUUCCCUCGUUAUUGGCCCUGGUUGGCUCCUUGCUGCUUCUACUACCCCAGGCGGGCUACACUAUCAAUUUCGAAGACGAGCAUCUGCUGAAAAGAUCGACGUGUCGAAGACAAGCCACCUAUUGCUUCCGGGCCGCGUGUCUCCCAACGGGUGCAUCCAAAUCUCGUCGAAAGAAUGCGCGCUUUAGCUGUCGGUCUCCUACUUGCGGCCGUGCAAUUGGCGUCCGCGGCGCCCACUCCCAUCCCCACGCCAGAGCCCUUCUCCGGGAUGAACGCUGGGACAGGCGAUUCGACCCCGAUCCCUGUCUCGGAAGAGGACAUCACGUCGCAACUCGUGCGUCCGGCGCUCUUCGCCCGCGCGGUAUAUUGCUCGUCGCCCGUCGUGGAAACCUGGUCUUGCGGGGAGCCAUGCGACGCGCUGGGCUCCAAUGUCAAGGUCCUCGUCGCAGGUGGAGACGACGAGAAGAUACCCAACUUCUUCGUUGCGUACGAUCAGGACAAGGACACGGUGGUAGUCGCUCAUCAGGGGACUGAGCCGAAGAAUUUCUUGUCCGACCUGAACGAUCUUGAAAUCGUCCAGGUGGGCGCGAACACGACCCUCUUGCCCGGCGCAGGUGAUGAUGUGAAGCUGCAUGACGGAUUCGCGGCCACGCAGGGGAGGACCGCCGACCUCGUCCUCUCCACCGUGCAGUCUGCACUGGACUCCACGGGGUCGAAGCAGUUGCAGGUGAUCGGGCAUAGUCUCGGUGCAGCAAUUGCGAGCAUCGACGGGGUGAUGCUGAAGAUGAAGCUCGAUCCGAGUAUCGCCAUCACCACCACGGUUUUCGGCUUGCCGCGAGUCGGAAACCAAGCGUGGGCAGAUCUUGUGGAUUCCACGCUCGGCUCUUCCUUCACUCACGUCACGAACCAAAAUGAUCCUGUCCCCCGUGUCCCUCCACAGUUCUUGGGAUUCCAACACCCGAGCAACGAGGUUCAUAUCUCAGCAGUGGACCCGACCGGCAACAAUGCCACUGCGACUUUCUGUCCGGGUCAGGAGAAUGAUCAAUGUGCGGAUAGUAACAAUAUCUUGGAUGCGAGCGUCACGAACCAUAGGGGACCAUACUUCGCGAACAUAUCGAUGGGCAAUCGGUUCUGCCCGCUUUGAUAUGUUCUGGAUGAUAAGGGGGCUCCGAAGUCUUCAUGUCGACAUGUCUAGCCUAGCACAAGGUGUUUUGUUCGAUGACUUCCCUGGAUGAGUCGUUUGGUACCGGUACCAGUCGCGGGAUCAAUAUUUCAAUAGGCAGAAGCAUGCGAACCUGGUGGUCGAGUCACUGCUUAUGCAGUUCGUCGGUGUGUGAUGCCCGGCUGGAUCGACUGCCGUUAGCUUGGGGCUACUGUCUCCUCUUUCGACAACGAUAGUUACG
This is a messenger RNA of Dichomitus squalens LYAD-421 SS1, 1456 nucleotides long. RefSeq names its product alpha/beta-hydrolase. The record is from RefSeq and is a predicted model, not a curated record. The transcript is spliced from 3 exons. NCBI's taxonomy places the organism in Eukaryota, Fungi, Basidiomycota, Agaricomycetes, Polyporales, Polyporaceae. Gene Ontology annotation, biological process: lipid metabolic process. Bases 229 to 1197 code for a protein of 322 amino acids.